AGUUCGCCGUAGCCUAAUUAGUUUCUCGCCUCAUCCCACAAAAUGGCGACGCCACCUCCGUCGCCCCCACAACUUCCCGCCGGCGCAGCGCUGCCUUCUCCGUCGCGAGACGCCGGAGCCGGAGGCGACGCCCCUGCAGUAUCUUCCAUGGCUUCCGUCUCUGUCCAGGUUACUGGCGUCAAUUUGGAGAGUAAUGAGUUGAAGCCUGAGUUGGCGGAUGGAUUUUUGGAUGAAUGGAAUGCAGAGAAUGUGGAGAAGCUGAAGAAAUAUGAAGCUGCAUAUUCACGAAGAUUAAAGGCUAAAUACUUCUCCAUGAAAACUCUAAAUGGAGAGGACAUUUUUGACCAUGAAACUAUAGUGGACAAUGUGAUCAUAAAAUCAAGCAGAUGGCCAUGCACAAGAUCAUUUGCUGAUCCAAUUCAGAAUAUGGAAGAUCAAAAGGGAUUCCCAUCUUCCACAGAGGCUGAAACCCCCUUCGUUGCAACAAUACAAGAAUCAAUAAUUUAGGCUUCAUUUGGGAUAGCUUUAUUUUUUUUUUAAAGUAGUUUUCUAGUACAGAAACUUUUAGUUUAAAAUAUUUUUGUACUAAAAAACUAUUUUAUAAAGUAGUAAGAAAACUAUCCCAA
Molecule: messenger RNA, 626 nt
Organism: Dendrobium catenatum
Lineage: Eukaryota; Viridiplantae; Streptophyta; Magnoliopsida; Asparagales; Orchidaceae
Exons: 5
Coding region: 43-507 (154 amino acids)
Source: RefSeq, a predicted model, not a curated record